AUGUGGGCGACUGCUCGUAGGUUGGGCUCUUCCACCUUGCUGUGUGCAAGUCCAGACCUGGGAAAGGUGCUGGCCUGCAUGUCGGCGAGGGUGGAGCGCCCUUGGACCUCCAAGGGAUACCGAUCUGUGGACAGCAGGAGUGGAGGGUAUACUGCUCUCCCAUUAAAGGGUUUCUUCCAUGAGAAAAGCUCACCCAAGGAGCUGGCCAUGAAACAGUGCAUGGCCUUCCGAGCAGGGUUCCUACGGCCCUCAAGAGUAGAGAAAGCUAUACUCACAGGCUCAGGACGGGUCUGGCCCUCAUGA
Auxenochlorella protothecoides is the source of this 303-nucleotide messenger RNA. RefSeq lists its product as hypothetical. The transcript has a single exon. Lineage: Eukaryota; Viridiplantae; Chlorophyta; Trebouxiophyceae; Chlorellales; Chlorellaceae. The record is from RefSeq and is a predicted model, not a curated record. Bases 1 to 303 code for a protein of 100 amino acids.